Mizuhopecten yessoensis (Yesso scallop) is the source of this 2028-nucleotide messenger RNA. RefSeq lists its product as uncharacterized. The coding region runs from base 87 to 2018 and encodes 643 amino acids. NCBI's taxonomy places the organism in Eukaryota, Metazoa, Mollusca, Bivalvia, Pectinida, Pectinidae. The record is from RefSeq and is a predicted model, not a curated record. The transcript is spliced from 7 exons.
ACAAGAGUCUGGUUGAGCGAGACUACUUGGCUAUAGGUAUCAGGAAGCCGGCCGCAUGUUUCCCCUACAAUAGAUCGUGAACAGCAAUGAUAAUGGCAGUUUGGCGGACCAGUUUCCAUCGUAUUCUGAACAAAGGAAUGGGACUCUAUAGCCAAACUCCAUUCUACCUCGGAAGACUAUUUCAUAGCUAUAAGAUACAGAGGAGCAUGAGAGAUGGAAAGAUGUUUAAUUGUCUCCAUAGAAAUCAAACGCUACACCCCUUAUCAGGAUGUUCCAUACACAGGCAGUUUUAUCUUGGGUGUGGGGAAAGCAAACAAAAGAAAAUCGAGCAAAUGUGUAGCAAAGAAGUUAUCAAAACAAUUAAAUGUAGGCCAUAUGCUAAGGUAACUGAAGAGAUGAUUUUUUGGUGUCGUAAACUUUGGCCUGAAUUCAAAAAUAAUGAUUGGAGCAAGGAACUGAAAAAAAGAAAAAAAUGGACAGUAAAAAAAAUUGAAGACAGUGCUGUGAGGAAUUUCAAGACCUUAUCAUAUAAUCAGACGAUGGAUACUAUUUGUUUUUGUGUAAAAUUUCAUUCGUAUAUUUGUCAUGAUCUUCUAAGUGUUUUCCUAGAAUCUGUUGGCAGUAACAUGCAGAAAGAUUCAAUGGUAUGGGAUCCCAAAUCUGUUUCUCAGCUGAUGUUUUGUGUGUUUGUGUAUGGCUAUACCUCAGAACCUGUGUUUAGACAGGUGGAGAAAGGUCUGGAGAACCAUCUGGAGGAGUACAGUCUGUUUGAAGCUGAGAUGGUACUAUCUGCAUUUAAGAGGUGUGGAAUGAUUUUCACCUCUUUUACUGUCAUACAGACAUUUUGGUCUCUGUUCUUUCGCUUUUGUGAUUUGGAACCAUCACAUCCUCAAUACACAAUGCCUAGCAUGUAUUUACGACAAAUGAGUCGAUACAUGUCUUACUUGAACUCUGUUGAACAACUCCAGGCAAUUGGAAACUAUGGAUGCUCUGUAGAAAAGGUUGAAUGUCUGAUCACUGUUAUCAUGUGCCUAUCUUCAGCAAAGUUUCAUCAUGCCAAAUUUGUGCAUCAUGUAAUAGAACAAAUAGAAAAUUCAACGAGAAGGGGUAGUAGCAUUCGUAUCAAGUCUUUGGCAAUUCUAUGUGAAUUUGUAGCUAAUUAUGGAUUAGAUGAAUCAGAAACAUACACACAUUGUUUUGACAAUUUACUAACAUUAUAUGAAUUGAGUUCAGAUAUGGCUCCAAUGUCAAAAAAAUAUUUUCCUGUGUUAAAAGUAUCUUCGGAUGGAAAGAGACGAUCUGAUCAUAUUCUACACCAGAGUGAUGAUAUUUUUUCUCCCUUGAAACUUGUCACUGGAAUGAUGAUCGCAGGAAAGUUUCCUUCAGCUGUUAUCAGCCGUUGCUUCAGUGCAAGUGCACGUGGGAACAGGAAAGCAUUUAGUUUUGAAGAGUAUGGUCUGCAGUUGCUCCAGACCUGUAUUGACAUUGAAUAUCCUGACUACAAAGGUCACCAAAUGACACGGUUCAUGCUGGAGGAAACUGCCACUGAUAAACUCCCAAAGGACUUACCAUCAACUCAAAAGAAUUACCUGCAGAAUUUGGUGUGGACAUCGGUCAAAAACAUCAUGGAUGUAAACCUUGUCCAUAAUCACAAGCUGCUGCCAUACGCAAACAAAGUUAUGGAAAUCAGACUUGAUGAGGAGAACAGACCCACAACAUUUGAUCCAGUCCCCUACCACAAACUCCCCAGUACCUUCAAGCAUUCACACAUCGGGAUUGCCAUCUUGGUAUACAACAAACGGCAAACAACAUAUAAUGGAGGCUAUCCAUUAGGGAUGCUCAGACUCCAGAAACGACAUUUGAAAAUACUAGGUUACAAUGUCAUUGAGGUUCCCGUGCUAAGUAUCAAGGAGUUAAAGAGUGAUGAUGCUGAACGGAAUAUGACAGAUAUGUUGAGGAACAAACUUGAGAAGGACUGUAAUGUUGUGCUGGAAGAAGGCAGGACACAAAUAUUAUAACACGUAAGAG